AGAUACAACUCAUAUUUAUAUACCUUGCGAAUGGCCGACAGGGGCAUAGCUGUUCCGAGACACAUUAAGCAGGUUAGACGUACGACGUUCUAUUUAUAACUUGGGAAAUACCAACAUCGGGCAGCUUACAUAGUCAAAGUAUACAACAUAUAGAAGGAGUGCUGUCGAUCCCCAAGUACAAAUACAACAGUAUUCAAAUACGAUCAUCAUCAGAUAAAUCAUUGAAUCCAAGAUGGCCGCAGCGUCUGCAACAGCAACAUCUGUACUGGGAGGAUACCCUGUGGAUACCAAGAUGGCCGCAGCGUCUGCAACAGCAACAUCUCUAAUGGGAGGAUACCCUGUGGAUAUCUUUCCUUCAGGAUUUGAUCAAAAGUUUCUUUGUGGGAUGUGCAAAAAUAUUUUGCGAGACCCACGACAAAAUUUUUGUGGACACAGAUUCUGUAUGGGAUGUGCACAGAAUACUUUCAGCAUGGAGGAAGUUGCUAAGAGACAGGGGAAGCCAAAGAUUUGUCCAUGCUGCAUAGAAGAGGGAAUGGGAGAUGACUCCGAGGAACUGAAGUUGGAUCAUAUGUUCCCUGACAACGCUGUGAAGAGGGAGAUGAUUAAGAUGGAAGCGAAAUGCUGCAACCCUGGAUGCAAAUGGAAGGGGAAGUUCAAGGAUUAUGUUAACCAUGAGUCUCAGUGUGAGCAUCGGCCAAUUCCUUGCUCCAUGUGUGGAGACAUGGUUCCCAACAGUAGGAGGGUGGAGCAUGAGCAGAAGGAAUGCUCCAAGCGCAAGAUGAGCUGCAAGUUCUGUGGGACAGAGAUCAGCCAUGCCAAUGCAGAGGUUCACAACCAGGAGUGUCUGAAAUACCCAACCAAGUGUGAUGCUUGUGGAAAGAAGAAAAUACCAAGGGAGCAGCUGCAAGACCAUCUGGACAGAGAGUGCAGCAAGAGAGUGCUGACUUGUCCUGUUGGAUGUCCAGAACAGAUGAACCUUGACAAGUUUGUCCAACAUCUGACCAAUGGGAAGACUCAAGGGAAUCAUCUGUUCUGGAUCAUGGACAAGCUCCUAAUUCUGGAGAGAAUGGUGACUGGCAACAUUACAGCCGUGACUCCUCAAGGUGACCUAGCACAGAUGAUGACAAGCAUCAAUGAACUCGACCGAAAAAUACAGGAGCUUCAGAAUCACAGACAACCCAAUGAUGACUCCCAGAACGUCAAUGGAAGACUUCAGGCUACCGAGGCAAAAGUGUCUUCAUUUGAACCUAUCAUGGGUGUCCUUCACAAGGAGAUUGAGAGAUGCCUACAGGUCAUUGAAUCUUUGGAACGCCAACAGAUUGCUGAACGCCAGAGAACAGACCAGUUGAACACAUUGGUGGAACAGAUGGAUCAGAAGAUCAAGACUGUGGAAAGGAACACUGCCCUGAAGGACAUCCAGCUUGCAGAACACGACCUUCGUAUGCAGUGCAUGGAGCUUGCUAGUUACGAUGGCAGCUUGCUCUGGAGGAUCACUGAUGUGGCAAAGAAGAGAAACGAGGCUGUGACAGGGAAAGUGACAAGUCUGUACUCCCCAGCUUUCUUUACGGGGAAAGUCGGAUACAAAAUGUGCGCAAGAAUAUACCUAAAUGGUGAUGGGAUGGGCAAAGGAAGCCAUAUCUCACUGUUCUUUGUGGUGAUGAGGGGACAUUAUGAUGCGUUGAUGCCAUGGCCGUUCCAGCAGAAGGUGACACUGAUGAUGAUUGACCAGAACUUCCGAGAACACAUGGUGGACACGUUCCGACCCGACCCAACAAGUUCAUCCUUCAGGAGGCCUGUUUCUGAGAUGAACAUCGCAAGUGGAUGCCCUCUUUUUCUCCCCCUUCCCCGACUUAUGGACACCAACUCUGGCUACAUCAAAGAUGAUGUUAUCUUUGUGAAGAUCAUUGUAGAAAGUGAGGGUUUGGACAGGUACACAGAACUGAAUCCACUCAAAGGAGCGUUACCGACGCAACCGCCUCCUCAGAAGAAGUAGCGAAAGAGAAUUCAGAGGAAGCGUGUGUUAUUCUCAGUGUAUUGAAGACUGUAAAUAUCAGCUUAUGCUUCUUCUGAGAUAAGCAUGUUGUAAUGUCUUGUAUAUCAUUAUUAGAAUGAGUACCGGGUGUUGAUAAUCAACCUAACAACAGUGAUAGAAAUUAACCUUAUCUUCAGACGGGGCCAGUAAAAAAAACAAACGAUGCAGUAAUAAACUCAGCUUUAUAUUAACCAACUGUAUUACUAGUAAUACAAAUGCCUAUGGUGAAGCAAAAACAUUUAAAUGCACAGCAUGUAUCAUAAAUGACUGGUGAGGCAUUUUAUUUUAGAAGCUGUAGGCUUGUAACUUGGCAGUGAUCAUUUUGUGACCCAUGAAUUUCUCAUAGAUUUUCAGCGAUUUGACUUUGAAAGUAGAAUAACAAGUUACCAUUGUCCCCUUUCCUUCACAAUCAUGCAAGUGGAGCAAUACAUUUUGACAUGGUGGCUACACGCUUUCAGUAAACUGACACACGCAAUAACACACGCACGCACACACACACACACACAUUUUGGCAGGUGGCUGUACAUUUUCUGUCAUGUGCAGUCGCUUACAUCCUAAAGUAUGAACUCUGGAUUACAAACAAAACGAAAGUAGGUAAAAAAACACUUGUGUGGCAGGCCAUGUUGAAUGAGAAAAUUAUCAAUGACAAAGACGUAUCUUUAUUAUCAGUGAUGAUAAUGACACAUACCAUUGUCUCACACCGGAGGACCACUGGCAUAGUUUUAAUUUGCCUAGACAAAAUUCUACUCGCCUCGAGCCUCAGGGUGAGCAUUAAUUUCUAACAAUGCAAGCAACCUUCUCGUAAGAACAUUACACAUUGUUACUGUAAUUAUUUUGUAAAUAGACUUUUGAUUAUGACAAGCAAACAGCCUUCUUGUUUGCAGUCUAAUGUUUGUGAGUGAGUGAGUUAAGUUUCACGCCACUUUCACCAAUAUUCCAGCAAUAUCAUGGCGGGGACACCAGAAAUUUGCUUUACACAUUGUAUCCAUGUGGGGAUGAACACAGAUACUUUAUACAGUAUCUAAAUACAGUGUCAACACUGACCUAGGGCUUACUGAAGGUCAUAUUGUGCCACCUGCAGUUGUGAAUAUUAUUGCUUGUUUUAAAAACAAUUUCUCAUAUAGUACUGGUGAAUUGUUUGAUGAAGGUGAAGGUCAUUCAUACAUAAAUUAUACCUUGAGACUGUGUUUUUCAAGUUUAAAGGGAAUUUGGGGAUUACUUCUAUUUCUUCAUUUUGGUGUAUGCUAAGUCAUAGUUUUUAAACUCAUAACAUCAUCCUAGUUGCUAGGAUACAAAAGAUUUGAUGUGAAGUGUAAAUAACAAUAGUUUCAAAGCGUAGAAUGUGACAGGGAUUUAAUGUGUUAGGCCAAGUUUUUGAAGUGAUGGUUUGUGAGAUAAUUUCAUCAUAAUUGACAUCUACUGCAACUUCUGUCCCUUAGGAUCAUCAGCAUCUGCUGAUAAAGGGCUUCUGAUUGCUCCAAAUUAGGAAGCAUUGUUUGUCAACACCAUGUCCAUUUUCAAAAGUGUUACAUAAUCUACAGCCAACAUCACCCUCAGAUGCUCAUAUGCAGGGCUUGAUUUAAGUACAUUUGUACACACCCCAGCCAUAAAUUAUUAAUGGUCCCUUAGACCUUGCAUUGGUGCAACCUUAAACUACAGUUGCUUAUGAUAAACAGGCUAGUAACCAUGGUAACAGCAACUGAGAUUGAAUGACUGCUGCUGUUCAUGUCGUGACAUUUUAGGAAGGAAGGAGGGUAAACUGAUUCUAUUCGUCCCAGAAUAAUUUUGUUAUACAGAUGUAAUCAAUAGCCAAACUCAAGCAUUAUAUAUAUGUAUAUAAUUUUUCAGUAUUGUACAACAGGUGCAACCAGAUGUCUGGUGCACCGAAAUUUAUUACCUAAGCUUGCUUAUGCUGGCUAUUGACAAAGAACAUAGAAAUUGAUAAUUGUUAACAAAAUAUCGAUACAAUUUUAAUAUAUUUCACAUAAUUGGUGAUGCGGUUAUGUGUGGAUUACUAACAAACCAGCAUCCUGCACAUAAUUUAGAAGCUGACCAUCAUUAAAAACCUACAUUUG
Molecule: messenger RNA, 4107 nt
Organism: Haliotis rubra (blacklip abalone)
Lineage: Eukaryota; Metazoa; Mollusca; Gastropoda; Lepetellida; Haliotidae
Product: TNF receptor-associated factor 2-like
Exons: 9
Coding region: 233-1993 (586 amino acids)
Biological process (GO): tumor necrosis factor-mediated signaling pathway; regulation of apoptotic process; protein K63-linked ubiquitination
Cellular component (GO): plasma membrane signaling receptor complex
Molecular function (GO): zinc ion binding; protein binding
Source: RefSeq, a predicted model, not a curated record